Messenger RNA from Erigeron canadensis, 628 nucleotides. RefSeq lists its product as uncharacterized. Gene Ontology annotation, cellular component: mitochondrion. Gene Ontology annotation, biological process: protein import into mitochondrial matrix; protein folding; protein stabilization. Bases 59 to 523 code for a protein of 154 amino acids. Gene Ontology annotation, molecular function: protein-folding chaperone binding; zinc ion binding. NCBI's taxonomy places the organism in Eukaryota, Viridiplantae, Streptophyta, Magnoliopsida, Asterales, Asteraceae. The transcript has 4 exons. The record is from RefSeq and is a predicted model, not a curated record.
UGACCCAAUUUAGAUUGAUUCGGGUAAAGGUUCCCACUUUGCCAACCCUCAAACUGCCAUGGCGACCAUACAAUCUUCCCUCUUUUCUUUACCUUACUUACAUACAUCUCUAAAACCCCAUAAACCCACCUCAAUUCUUUCUCACCCUAAUUUCUUUCAACCCCCUAAAUUUCCAAGAUUGGGUAUUGCUUAUUCAAAAAGAAAGGUGAUUUCUUGUUUGGUUGAAGAUGAUUCUAAAGGGUUUGUUGAAGAAACUUCUUUUGGGUCUAUUGAAUCUUCAAAUUCUGGAGCAACAAUUAAUCUCAAACAUCCGAGAAGAAGCUUGUUGGCAAACUUUACAUGUGAUGCUUGUGGUGUAAGAUCACAAAGGCUCAUAAACAGAUUAGCUUAUGAAAAGGGGACGGUUUAUGUGCAGUGUGCAGGUUGUUCGACAUAUCAUCAACUUGUUGACAAUCUCAAUCUUGUAGUGGAAUACAAAUUUCAGGAUGAAGUCGAUAUGAGUCCCGAUACAGAUCAAGUUUGAUGAGCCAAUCCACUCUAACUAGUAAUUUUGUCUUGAUUUUAACAGUUUAGAUACAUGUAUAAGGAAUUUCUAGAUCAUUUUGAAAGAAAAAAAAAAUGUACAACA